Molecule: messenger RNA, 792 nt
Organism: Lachancea nothofagi CBS 11611
Lineage: Eukaryota; Fungi; Ascomycota; Saccharomycetes; Saccharomycetales; Saccharomycetaceae
Source: the annotation of a GenBank genome assembly
AUGGUUCAAACGCCAUCGACGGGUACCUGUUUACGAGUGCUGAAUCGCUUCUGCAAAACGAACUCAAAUUAUGAGCUCUUUUAUGGUAGUCGGAUUCUAGACAGCACGCAGAGAGUGCUUGUUCUUGAUUCUUCCUUCAACCCACCGCACUGUGGACAUCUCAAUUUAGUACAAAGAGCUGUUAAGCACUUCGGAAAUUGCUCUCUACAUGUCAUUCUAUUGUUGUCCACGAACAAUGCAGAUAAACUAGCGCAGCCUGCUUCGUUCGACAAAAGAAUGGAUAUGAUGUGCAUCAUGGCAGAUAUACUCGAGGAGGAUUCUAUCAGAGCUUCCGUGGGAAUUACCAAAUUUGGUAAGUUUAUUGACAAGUCGGACGCAAUGCACAAAGAGUUGGACCCGAAGAUUAUAAUUACCUAUCUGUUGGGAUUCGAUACGGUUGUAAGAAUAUUCGACUCCAAAUACUACAAACCGUUAUCAACAGCAGAAGCCUUGAAAAACUUCAUGGAGGGGACCGAUUUCUUUUGCCUUACCAGAAAGGAUGAAAUUGACUGCACUCAGCAAUUGAAUUAUGUAAGAGGCAUUGCCAGCGGCGAUUUUGAGCCUGACAUUCCUAAAUCGUGGCAUUCUAAAGUAGUGAUUGAGGAGAACGAUUCUCACACGUCUGAGAUUUCAUCUUCAAAGUUAAGGAAAGCCAUUCGGAAUCCAAAGCAAGACGUUUCGUCGUUCAUCCCCUCGGAAAUAUAUAAAUACAUCACGGAAGGCCACGACAACGAAAGCAUUUUCGAUUCGUGA